Gossypium raimondii (Peruvian cotton) is the source of this 1653-nucleotide messenger RNA. Its product is annotated as nematode resistance protein-like HSPRO2. Gene Ontology annotation, biological process: defense response. The coding region runs from base 68 to 1468 and encodes 466 amino acids. Gene Ontology annotation, molecular function: heme binding; metal ion binding. Lineage: Eukaryota; Viridiplantae; Streptophyta; Magnoliopsida; Malvales; Malvaceae. The transcript has a single exon. The record is from RefSeq and is a predicted model, not a curated record.
UCUCUUCGGUCAAGAAAAUCCCAAACGGCAAACAAAAAAAUCAUAUUUUUUUCUUAUUCUGUAGAAAAUGGUUGAACUUGAUUGGAAAGCAAAGAUGGUUUCUUCCGAUAUUCCAAAGAAAUCUCCAAAGCUCUCUAACAAACUCCAAGUUUCCAUUCCGACGCCGUUUCGUUUCUCCAAUAUGUCUUCUCCGCUCUCGACUUCACCUUCGGCGUCCAAAGCUUAUGAUUAUUAUCUCCGGUUACCGGAGCUGAGGAAGUUAUGGGAGACAGAAGAGUUUCCCGCUUGGAAAAACGAGGUCGUUUUGAAGCCGGCUUUGCACGCUUUGGAGAUUACGUUCCGGUUCAUUUCGAUCGUUUUGUCCGAUCCUAGACCGUAUUUGAACCGUCGGGAGUGGACGCGUCGACUCCAGUCGCUUACCACGAGUCAGAUCGAACUCAUCGCUAUGUUAUGCGAAGACGAAAACGAUGCUCCGAUCCUUGAUCUUACGUCGUCGAACGGUGUAUUAACACGAGAGAGCAGCUCCGCCGAGGUGUGGAAGAUUCACGGAGAAACGACAGUGGUGAACAGGACCAGCGAAGCCAGCUUAUUGCCUCGGCUGGUGACGUGGCAGAAAUCCGAGGACGUAGCGCAGAAAAUUCUCUACUCCAUCGAGUGCGAAAUGAGGCGGUGCCCUUACACGUUAGGCUUGGGAGAGCCGAACCUCUCCGGAAAACCAAACCUCGACUACGACGCCGUUUGCAAGCCGAACGAACUCCACGCGCUCAAGUCCAGCCCUUACGAUCACAUCGAGAACCACGAGAACUCGACGCUUUACACCACCAAUCAGAUCCUCGAAUCAUGGAUCCAGACGGCGAAACAGUUGUUGAAACGCAUCGCUUCGGGGAUCGACGCCGGUAGCUUCGAAGCCGCCGCCGGCGACUGUUACAUAUUGGAAAAGAUCUGGAAGCUUCUGGAAGAAAUCGAAGAUCUCCAUCUCCUAAUGGAUCCCAACGAUUUCCUUCACCUGAAAAGCCAGUUGCAGAUAAAAUCGGUUAACGAAACGGAGGCGUUUUGUUUCAGAUCGAAAGGGUUGGUUGAAAUUACGAAAUUAUCCAAGGAGUUGAAACAUAAGGUCCCGUUCAUUCUGGGUGUCGAGGUGGACCCUAACGGUGGGCCAAGGAUUCAAGAAGCUGCUAUGAGGUUGUACUCGGAGCAAAAGGAGGGCAAUAAGGUAUCUCUGGUACAAGCAUUGCAAGCCAUCGAAGCGGCCUUGAAACGGUUCUUUUUUGGGUACAAGCAAGUGUUGAUGAUCGUUAUGGGGAGUUUGGAAGGGAAAGGGAACAGAGUCGUGGCGUGUUCCGACUCGGGUGACUCGUUGAGUCAGAUAUUUUUGGAGCCUACUUAUUUCCCCAGUUUGGAUGCUGCUAAGACGUUUUUGGGCGAGUUUUGGAGUCGUGAACAGGGUGAGUCUCGGUUCAAGAAGUGAUGAUGACUCGGACCCGUCGUUUGGUUAAUCAUAAAAAGAAAAAAGAAAAGGUUUAAUUAUUCUUUUAAGUAUUGCAUUGAUGUUGGGUCAAUUACUGCUUUUAUACUGUAAAAUUUUUUGAACACAUAUUUUUGUAAAAUUGGAAUUAUGAUUUAUUAUAAAAUUGUUACCAAUUUCUUCAAAAA